AUGUGGCGUCAGUUGGGUAUUAAUUACGUGAAAUAUUCGCAAAUUGCUGCAUCGGCUACACGUAAAUGCGUGAAAAAAGGAGCGAAAAAGGAGGUGGAGAAGCCGGCAAGAGCAACUGUCACAAUUACCCCAUGGGAAAAUGGGAAGCCCGUGAAGAAAGAUGAAUGA
Molecule: messenger RNA, 168 nt
Organism: Gongylonema pulchrum
Lineage: Eukaryota; Metazoa; Nematoda; Chromadorea; Rhabditida; Gongylonematidae
Source: the annotation of a GenBank genome assembly